Messenger RNA from Opisthorchis viverrini, 3024 nucleotides. RefSeq lists its product as hypothetical. Bases 1 to 2538 code for a protein of 845 amino acids. Gene Ontology annotation, molecular function: ATP binding; cyclin-dependent protein serine/threonine kinase activity; cyclin binding. The transcript has 6 exons. Gene Ontology annotation, biological process: G1/S transition of mitotic cell cycle; regulation of G2/M transition of mitotic cell cycle; signal transduction. NCBI's taxonomy places the organism in Eukaryota, Metazoa, Platyhelminthes, Trematoda, Opisthorchiida, Opisthorchiidae. The record is from RefSeq and is a predicted model, not a curated record. Gene Ontology annotation, cellular component: cyclin-dependent protein kinase holoenzyme complex; nucleus; cytoplasm.
AUGGGGGAUGCUCAUCAGACAAAGACCGGCUAUGAGAAAUUUUCGUUCACCAACUCUUAUAAGAUCUCACAGCUGCUCGGCUCCGGAGCGUAUGGAAAAGUUUUCAAAGGAACUGCUCCAAAUGGCACCACCGUGGCCUUGAAGGAGAUUAUUUUAGAGACGACAGAUGAAGGAAUCCCCUUGAGUACUUUGCGAGAGCUAAGUGUGUUGAAGAAAGUACAGUCAUAUAAUUCCAGCCACUUGGUCCAGAUGUUGGACAUUUCGCUGACAAAGAAGCAAAACAAGCUGCAUAUUUAUAUCGUGUUCGAAUUUGUGGAAUGUGAUCUAGCACGUUUUCUAUCCCAUCAUGUCCCGCCGACUGGUUUGCCGCCGGACACCAUUCGGGAUUUGGCGGAACAGUUGUUACGAGGCACCGACUUUUUGCAUUCACAUCGAAUCAUACAUCGUGACCUGAAACCGGCUAACAUCCUUAUCGACCGCGAGGGUCGUCAGUUGAAAAUUGCCGACUUUGGCCUAUCACGGGUACUCGGCUGGGAAUCUCGAUUGACCCCGGUUGUUGUCACCUUGUGGUACAGAGCACCUGAAAUCUUACUGCAGUCAGAGUAUCUUUCACCAUGUGAUAUAUGGGCGGUGGGGUGUAUCAUUGCUGAACUAUUCAAUUGCAACGCUUUGUUUCGUGCGGAUACUGAGUUGAAACUGCUGAGUUUGAUAUUCAACAUGCUUGGCUUUCCAGAUGAAGCUGAUUGGCCGGCUCACUCACACCUAAAACGCAAGGAUUUUAAGGUUAGUACACCCAAAGAGUCCAACCUGAGAAACUCCAUCAAGACAACAGAUGUGGCUGCGCUGGAUUUGCUGGAAAGGAUGAUCCAGUUCAAUCCAAAGAAGCGCAUCCCAGCAUGUGAAGCCUUGUCAAUGCCAUACUUCCAUCCUCGCCCCAACACGUUUCCGGGCCUACCGUUCCAUAGUCGUAGUGUGGUUGGCCUGUCUUCUCUGGUCGAUGGAUGUGCGACUGGGUCGAAUUUAUUGUUGCGUCCGCAUCGACAUUCUGCUAUGCCUUCGCAUUCGGUACAACCGUCUGCAGUUCGGACAGUUGCCGGUACAUCCGCCCCGAAUUCCAUUCCGCUCGGCAACAUGAAAAGCACACAUCGACCAGUUGUAUGUACUUCGGUCGCUCAAAAUGGACUGGACUCUCGAAUGAUAACUACCGCUCAUGGUGAUAGCACAUUGGUACCAUUUACAAUAACCUGCAAUCAACCCGCGUCUUCGUGCAUGCCAGCAGUUUUGCAAUCAGAACAGCCCACCCCCGUUAGCGAGGUUGAUCAACACCAACAAAAUUUGAUGAUGUCGGUCGUCAAACAUGCCAUUGAGGAUUCUCAAACGCCGUCACCUUCGUGCUCAACUUCGGAGACACCACCACCUCCAAAAACUCCCCCGCAGCGCCCCGUAACCAGGCAACAGACACGUGCCACGCGUCGCCAUACUCAACCAACUGUUUCCUUGAGUUCCGCUGUUACUCACCCUACGGCCAAAGGUGAUUUUGCGCUCCACCAGGUGAUCCAGGCAGCAUCAACCAGAGUUUCUAGUUUGGCAGUGGCUACCCAUUCUGAACAAAACGUUACGUUUACCGGAUCUGUUGUUCGUACUCAGACAAGUUCUACACUCGAUAGCACUAAUAAUCGAGGAGGCAGACAGCGCAAAACAGCCAGACGACGCACUGUUACAGGCGUGGGUGCUCGUUCUUCCAAAACCGCAAUCGGUCCACAGACGAUGCAGUUGGGUAACAGGUCAAAUCGCACUUUCACAAUCGGUUCAUCUGGAUCAGUCGCCUCAAAUGUACAAAGUACUUCCUCGGUAAUGUCGUACACUGAUCGUGUCCAACCGGAAUUUUCAGCGCCUCUACAGAGUCAACAGUAUCAUCGCCGUUUGACAAAGCUAUUGGACCAACACCAACUGAGGUAUUCGCAUGGUUUACAACAAACUCAUCGCCCUAGUCCAUGUCGUUCUGGUCGCUAUUCGAUGGAACCCUCGCUGUCAUCUCAUGUACUCAUGCCCAUCUCGGAGCAACGUCUGGCGAGUAAGGCGUCCCUAAAUUUCAGUGGGAGACCAGACAACGACUUGAAACAAUUUCCUGAGCCGCUAGAGGAGAGUCCAGUACGAUUGACAAGUCCGGAUGAAAACAUCUUAUGCUCCCCGUCUAAGCAACCACGAGUGUCAUUCUGNCCGCUAGAGGAGAGUCCAGUACGAUUGACAAGUCCGGAUGAAAACAUCUUAUGCUCCCCGUCUAAGCAACCACGAGUUGUCAUUCUGUCUUCUCGGAAUGCCGAGCAACAAAGGUUGAAAAACAACACACCAAGCAACUGGUCAGUGCUCACUGAUUUCAGCGAUCAAAGUGCACUGGCCGAUGACGAUGACGUGGGUGGUGCCACAGACACAGAAGACUCUGACAGUCACGUCGUAAACACCAGUCUCGGCAUCAAUUCCGCUAUGACCGGGUUGGCUUUGGUUCAUCGUAACAAUUCAUCUACCGGUGGCCUAUGACCCAUUUCCACGACACUCAACUAUGUUUCUGGUCCAUUCUAGUCCAUUCCGCAACUCCCGGUUUUGCUCACUGACACGGUGGUGUCGCGCAUUUUGCCCAUUCAGCACGUUUUUUUUACCUUCAUACGUCUGUUUUCUGGUGAACGUGACCGUUUUCACAUCUUCCUGGUUUCCCUAUGCAUUUGCACAGCCAUUUCGCUGACAGCUUUCGAUGCAUUUAAUCUCAGGUCGAGAAGAGCUUCGUACGUAUGACCGUCGCCACUAUUUUUCUAAAUGUUUGCAAGACUUUUUGAUAGAAUGCGAUUUUUUUGUUAUUAAGUAGGCGUAAUAAUUAUAUAUUUAUGCGAACUUCACAACUGGAGUUAUAAUAUGCGUAGUGGUGCGUGGGAACUUUCGGGGACAACACCGAGUAGCCUGUGAGCCUUCACCAUAGUGGAUUUCGUGACUGCCCUCCUGGGGGUUGACUCGUCCGGAUACCUGAUCGAU